Molecule: messenger RNA, 1389 nt
Organism: Porites lobata
Lineage: Eukaryota; Metazoa; Cnidaria; Anthozoa; Scleractinia; Poritidae
Source: the annotation of a GenBank genome assembly
AUGGCCUAUCUCAUCAAUCGUCAGGUGGUCAUGACCGUGUUGUGCUCCACUAUGCCGAGUGGCCAUUGGUUGAUGCGUUUGAUGCAGUUUCCGGACGUUUACAGCAUUCACCAAUCCAUGGUGUGCGAUGCAUGCGCAGGUCAAACAGAAACGUGCGUUCAUCGUUUCUAUCUACGACCAGGACACAUCGAUCUCAAACCAGGUCGCAAAGGGCUCGUAGAGCGAGUCAUGGAAAUGUUAGUCGAGGGUUAUUACCAAAGAGAGGUGAUGGGUUACUCCUGUGCCGAGGGUGCAAUUAAACAACCAGUGUUUCCGGCCAACCUCAUCGCCCAGGUAGUCCGACACCGUCGCAUGGACUUGACGGACGAGGUGCUCAACACUGUGCAAACCGUGGCAGUAGUCAUCGAUCCCGUCCAGGCAGCAAGUAAAACCAGUGGUAUCGGGUUAUGCAUUUUACUGAAGACGACGCAACAAUGUUUUUACGUAAGUAGCUCAUUGCCUUCUCGGCAGUUCGCUUUUCCAACGGCGAUUUGACUGUGUAGUUUUUUCACAAGAGCCUCAAGACGGAGAUCCCGAUCGUCUUGAAGGUUUUCCGACGACCAAACUCGCAGCGUUCCACAUUCGUCUCUCCUCGAUGCCAGGAAGCAUAUCGUCAGAACACAUUCCUCAAUUGGUGAGAAACUGGACGUUGGCGGAGUUUUGCGCGCUAGAGUGCAAAUCACGCUGUCGAUCAGCGGCCGAGUUAGAACGUGGGUCUCAUCCAAGGGGAAAACCAAGCAAGAUAAUGCACAAAGCCACAAUAUCCAGAUGGUACCGCGCUCGGUCUUGAUUGCCGAGGAAUGCCAUAAUGCCUCCACGAGGAUAGCGAAUUUACGGGGUUUCCCAGUCUCACAACACAUGACCGCUAGGGCAUCCAACCACGGAGAGGCAGCGUUAGGAGGAGGUGACGACCAUGCAUCACUCGGAGUCAAAUAUUCGAUGGUCUUUUGUCUUACCGUGGAAUCCACGUCGUCUUCCAUUAGACGCGCGAGAGGAUGAUCGUAGCCCAGUACACACAUGGCGGUCUCAUGGCAUUCGGCGGCGUGUCUGAGUUCGGAAGCCUUGUGUCUACGCUGUAACUCGUAGACGGCUAGCACGAGUUCUUCGACGCGAUUGGCGACACAGUCGCGGUCAUAUUGCGUAGGAUGAAAGAGUUGCACGGGAUCUCUACAAAGGAUCCUUGUGGCUUUUACUGCGUCUCUUGGUGGUUGCUGCAUGGUCUGCAAAGCAAUGAUUGUUUUUUUUUUCGUUUAGGUUGUGGCACUCGAUCAGUACAACGUGGAACCCCACGAGGGAGGGUACAUGACGGCCAUUCACCGUGACCUGAUCCUCUACAACCUGAGAAAUAUC